This is a messenger RNA of Pangasianodon hypophthalmus (striped catfish), 5637 nucleotides long. RefSeq names its product coronin, actin binding protein, 1Cb (gene coro1cb). The transcript is spliced from 12 exons. Bases 554 to 3916 code for a protein of 1120 amino acids. Gene Ontology annotation, biological process: cell migration; actin filament organization. Gene Ontology annotation, molecular function: actin filament binding. NCBI's taxonomy places the organism in Eukaryota, Metazoa, Chordata, Actinopteri, Siluriformes, Pangasiidae. The record is from RefSeq and is a predicted model, not a curated record.
ACAUGCCUGAGGGAGAGUGAUGAGAGAGAGGAACAAGAGAGAGAAUGAGAUAGGACGGGAUAGUUUAAUACUCAUUCAGUAUGUCAUGCUCAUAUGCUAUUGGUAACCGGGACUGAUAUGUUUUCUCCACAGAUGCCAAGGGACAGAAACAGGACAAAGUUCUGGUAACAGAGACAGCUUUUGCUAACACAGAGGAUUACUAUGAGCUGUUAAACAAGGAAGAGGAGGAAGUUUAAUUUAAGAAACCUGUCCAGGACAGUGGCGAGAGCGCUCCAAUCACUCCAAAACUGACCAGGCAUAUAUACAAGCACAGAACUCCUCACUGGAUGGCUAUUCUGUUCAAGAACGAAGGAAAUUUUCUGCUGAUGAAAACAGUAAACCUUCACCCAACCAAAGUGGAAAUGCAGUCUGUGACAAAGAGGACUGGAAUGUAUUUGGGAAUGUCUAGAAAACAGAUACACAACUGACCCCAGUAAGAGGUCUGUACAGCCUGGAAUCAGGAAUACUCUAAAAGGACACUUAGGUACUAAAGAGCCACACCACAAUUAGCACAAUGGAAAUGCAAGAGACCGACAGUGUAAAAUUAAUGACUGACUUAACUCUGUCUGAUUUCACAGAUCCUCCCAACAUGUCAGAAUGUCUAAUCAGUUCAAGAGAGAAUGACUGUGCACUUCUUGAGACCAAUGGCAUCUCAUCAACAUCAUACAGACAGAGCAGUAAUAUAAACAGGGACGAAGGAAGAAGAGACAAUAUGAAUGACACGGAGAAAAGAAAGAGGGAUGAAUCUCUACCUAUAACAGUUUUGAAUUUGUCAGAGAACAAAGACUGCAGUUUAGGCAAAGGUAAGGAAAAAGAAUCGUCUUUUUCUGCAGAUAUGGGUAGGAUAAAUCAGAGGAACUACUCAGGCAAACAUAGCUGUUCACAACAAGAGACAUCUGCAUCAUUUGACUUGACAAACUCUGACCCUGAGGCUAUUACAGAUCUCAACAGUUCAGAUGAAGUUCUCGUCCAGUUAAAAAUUGAGGAAGCCUUUGAGCUAAAAGGGUCAAGCACAUCCCAAGCAGACUUGAAUCAAAACAGUGUUUUGACUGAUCAUGAAUUGAUCAUGCUCAAACAUGGAAAAGACACAUCAACUUUUAUGGAAAACUACCCAAUGGCCAUAUCACAUGGGCAUCUAGAUGAAUUGAGUGAUCAAUUACCAGUUACACUGGAACCUCACAUAGCCAAAGUGCAAUUGUUUGAAGGAAUAAGGUUGUGUGGGAAAAGAGACUGUGAAAUAGUUAAUCAAACAGAUGUCUAUUCUCCUUCAGCAGAGCUUAAGAUAGCCCCUGAUAGAGUCCCACAUCAGAAAAGCAAUAAUUCACCAUUACAAAAGUUAUCAAUUAACUGUAGUGUAGAGUCACAUUUUGGAACAGGAGAGGCACUCAAGAAAAGAAGACUUGAGUCAAAUAAAGAAGUGAAUGACACCAAUACAGAUAACGUCGAUGGAAGAGAGAUAAUCACAGCUUCCUUGAUACAAGAAAAAGACCCUUCCUACUUUACUGCUAUCAUUACACCCCCAGACCAAAUUCACAUAUUAUCUGUCCCUGAAACUACUAUGAUCUCAGACAGCUUGGUAAGAGAUACCCCAAAACAAAAAUCAGCUAAAAGUAAAGGACCACCUCCACCUGUUCCAAAGAAGCCAAAAAAUCCUUUUUGUAAAGAUGUUGCACAUGCAAUAGACAUGCCUCGGCCAUAUUCUGAACUUCUACAGAAAAACAUCAAAAAGGGAAGAAGAGAGUCAGCAUUACACUAUGUCACUGAGGACUUUGACAAGUCCCCUCCAGAUCUAGACAUGUUGUCUUUUUGUCCAGGCACAUUAGACUCACCAUCCUACAUGUGUGUACCAGGAGGUUUUGUCCCUGGUUUUCAGCCUGAAGUAGAUGUUCCUGCAAUUUAUUCGGAUUUAGAUGACAUGGAAGACAUGGACAUUUGGACAAAAAUGGUGGACAUUCUCCCUGAACCAGGAGAGUUGGACAUAUCUCAGAUAAGACACAUAUUAGAAAAAAAGGCAAAAAUUAAAGGCCCUCCACCACCAGUACCAAAGAAGCCACUAAAUCCAUUUGUUGCCAUUGAGAAAGAUAAUGUCUUGCCAAUCAAUGUCUCAAUUUCAAAAGACACAGCAGGCAUUUUAACAUAUGAAAGUUGUGACUACAAACCAUAUAUGCACAGAACUGUGCAUGAGGAGGACCCAAAAACAAUCUUUGCUACAGACAGAGACAAUCUUCUAGUUACAUAUAGCAACUCGGAUAUCUUGGAUGAAAAUAUUUUUUUGAGAUUCAGACCAGAACUCAUUAGGCAAAGUGAUAAUGUACAUAAGAAAAGGACACAGCAAAGCAGCAGAGAUAAUGUUGGAAACCAGGGUAAUAAAGUAUUGGAAAUAACCAAAACCUCUGAUUUCAAAAAGCCUUUCUCAUAUCAAAUGGAAAGGAGACUGUCACCAAAGAAAGAGAUGAUCAGGCGUGUGGUUCGGCAGAGCAAAUUCCGCCAUGUUUUUGGCCAGGCGGUGAAAAAUGAUCAGUGCUAUGAUGACAUCAGGGUGUCACGGGUCACCUGGGACAGCGCCUUCUGUGCUGUCAACCCCAAAUUUGUUGCCAUCAUUGUGGAAGCCAGCGGGGGUGGAGCCUUUAUUGUCCUCCCUCUUCAAAAGACAGGUCGUAUCGAUAAGGCCUACCCAACUGUCUGCGGACACACAGGCCCCGUGCUGGACAUCGACUGGUGCCCUCACAAUGAUCACGUCAUUGCCAGCGGGUCUGAAGAUUGUACUAUAAUGGUAUGGCAGAUCCCAGAGAACGGACUCACUGCUCCACUCUCAGAGCCCGUUGUGGUGUUAGAGGGACACUCCAAGCGGGUUGGCAUCGUGACAUGGCACCCCACAGUCCGUAAUGUCCUCCUCAGUGCUGGGUGUGAUAAUGUGAUUUUGAUCUGGAACGUGGGCACUGGCGAGGCCCUCAUCACACUGGAUGACAUGCACCCAGACAUGAUCUUCAGCGUGUGCUGGAACCACAAUGGCAGCCUCAUCUGCACCACCUGCAAGGACAAGAAAGUGCGCGUCAUUGACCCUCGCAAGGCCAAGAUCAUUGCAGAGAAGGAUAAAGCUCAUGAGGGUUCACGGCCCAUGAGGGCCAUCUUUCUCGCUGAUGGCAACAUCUUCACCACUGGCUUUAGCCGCAUGAGUGAGAGACAACUGGCCUUAUGGAACUCGAAAAACUUGGAUGAGCCAAUCUCAGUACAUGAGAUGGACACCAGCAAUGGAGUGCUACUUCCCUUCUAUGACCCGGACACUAACAUUGUCUACCUGUGUGGAAAGGGAGACAGCAGCAUCCGCUACUUUGAGAUCACAGAUGAAGCACCGUACGUUCAUUACCUUAACACCUUCUCCAGCAAAGAACCACAGAGGGGCAUGGGCUACAUGCCCAAAAGGGGCCUAGACGUUAAUAAGUGCGAGAUUGCCAGGUUUUAUAAACUUCAUGAGAGGAAGUGUGAGCCAAUUAUCAUGACUGUCCCAAGAAAGUCAGACCUGUUCCAGGAUGAUCUGUAUCCAGACACAGCUGGACCAGAUUGGGCCUUGGAAGCAGAGGAGUGGUUUGAAGGCAAGAACGGUGAUCCUAUCCUAAUUUCCCUCAAACAUGGUUAUGUCCCUGGCAAGAACCGUGACCUCAAGGUGGUCAAAAAGAAUGUUCUGGACAACAAGUCACCCAAAAAGGUGGAGGAGAUGUCAGUUCUUCAAAAGCCUGCGUCUCCUCAGCUCACUAGAAAAAAUGAAGUGAAGUUGGAGGAGCUGCUCCGAGAAGUGAAAUCACUCAGAGACCUGGUGACACUUCAGGACAGGCGAAUCACCAAACUCGAAGAGCAGAUGGCCAAAGUGGCAAUCUGAGGCACUGCUACAGCUCUGAGUCACCAUGUCAGAAUAUGAAGAGAUACAUUUCAGAGGGCCAGUCACUGCCAAAAAAAAAAAAAAAAUCACAGUUCAACUUGAUCAUUCCUCUUGGUGAUUUUUUUUGUGACUACGACUUGAAGCAACAUUCCGAUAUGGACGUUAUCAUCUUGCCUGCCCUGAGCAUUCAUUAGCGAAUAGCAAAAAACAGAUGAAUUUUGCUUUGUGUUGUUUUUUCAUGGUCUAGUGGGUUUAAUUGAUAAAUAUUUUCGAUUUUUAGAUUUCAUGAUUUUCUUCCUUUUUUUUUUUUGAUUUUGUAAAGUUGUGAUCCUUUGAACUUUUGCACCAAGUGCCAAAUCCCCUAGUGUUUUCUGUGAGUGUGUCAGUAUUACUCUUCUUUUAUUUCUUUGUGCUGCCAAAUGUGAGGUGCACCUGACCUGCCUAUUGUGUUGCUUUUAUUUUAAUCCUUUUUCUGGCUGGACUUUACACUGUCUGUUAAUCUUUUCAAGACAGGACAUUAGGAAGGUUUAGCCUCUCUCUGUUCAUCUCAGCUAUACAGGUUAAAGGUUACAGUAAUGUGACACAGAAAUUAAUCAGAAAUAAAAUGAGCAUUAACUGAGGGUAAAAAAGACCUAGCACAAACAAAAACACUUCAGGUAAAAGCAGCAUUGAACAGCAUGGUGCCUAAUUGAGAAACACUCACCAUAUGCCACGAUUUUUGCAUUAAUUCCCUGCUGCUCACUGUAGUGGAUUUUUAUUUCAAGCUGUCACUAUCAGGGUGUACUAAUUACAAUAAAUGCAUUACACUUAGAUGAUUUUGAUAUAUUUAUCAAGUUCUCCAAAAGCAAUAAAGCAAAGGUGUUUGAGUGAGAAUCUAAAUUUUUUUCACUGAUCUUCUAAAUCUAAUCUGUAGUUGCUUUUUACUGAUAGGACUUUCAGCAGUUCAUUUGACUUAUAACUUAUAUACAAAGUUAUAAUAUAAAAUUAAAGCUCUAAUCAUUGGCCCCCUUAAGAAAAUCAAUUUAAAUACUGCUGCUAUUUGUUCAUUUUAACUUCAUUACAACUCACCUGCUUAUUAAUAGAGCUAUCCAGCCACUUUGUCUAUUUGAAAUGUAAGUACAGUCAGGUCCAUAAAUAUUUGGACAAUGACAGUUAUUUACGUGUCUACCAAGUAUACAGUAUUUGAUAUUAAAUGUAGGAUGAUUUACAGCACUCUUUAUAUGUGGACCCCCCUGCCCCCCCCCUUUUUUUUGUAAACUAAUUGCACAGUUGAACACACAUUAAAGAAAGUGUUGUAAUUCCUACACCAUUCACCCAGUGUAGUGAACUAAAUUAACGCUAACGCUAAUAUCUAGGGACCUGACUGUAUAUAUUAAAAAAGGCUGCAGUAUGUCCAUGUGCUCUACCUUAUGCACCAUUUUCAAAUCAUCCUAGUCACAUAAUGGUAACAGACUCUGAUUUUAAAUCCACUCUUCUCUGAGCUGACAUCUGAACUUGGUCUUCAUGAAGCAGUGGCUACCAGCUGGCCCUCACCCUUGUAAAUGAUAUGUAGUGGUGCCUCUUCUUGUAUAACUGAUUUUAGCCUGGCCCCCUCAAAAGUUUCUGGCUGGAGCUCAACUGACAUUAACCUGAACACUUAUGUGUCCUAAACCAUCGUGUGCAUGCAUUCCAGGUUUCACUAAAACAAGAGUCUACACCCACAAUAAACCAUGUUCAUAUUA